Messenger RNA from Centrocercus urophasianus (Greater sage-grouse), 2295 nucleotides. Its product is annotated as myeloperoxidase-like. Gene Ontology annotation, molecular function: heme binding; peroxidase activity. The transcript is spliced from 13 exons. The coding region runs from base 1 to 2295 and encodes 764 amino acids. NCBI's taxonomy places the organism in Eukaryota, Metazoa, Chordata, Aves, Galliformes, Phasianidae. Gene Ontology annotation, biological process: response to oxidative stress. The record is from RefSeq and is a predicted model, not a curated record.
AUGACUGCUCAAGAAACUGUGCCAAGCCAGUCAGGGCAGGAGGAGAAAGAAGAAGCUGCCGCAGAGGGCUCAGAAGUGCUGUCGGACUCGCUCCUCCUGAGCAGCGUUAGUGAAGCCAAGCAGCAGGUGGACGCGGCGUAUUCACGUGCUCGGAAGUGCUUACAGCAAAAACUAGGGGAUGAGUUUGCCAGCCCAGUGGAUUUCCUGAAGCACUUAAAGGAUCCAGUAGGAAGAACCAGAUCUGCAGUCCGUGCUGCCGACUACUUGGAAACUACUUUGAAGCUCCUCAAAAGAAAGCUGCGGCAGUCAGGGAGGAUGAGAUUCAACAUUACAGACAUAUUGGAUAGGGAACAGAAGGAGAUGAUUUCCAAAGAAACUGGCUGUGGCUAUCAGAUUCGCCCCGUUAAAUGCCCAGGGGGUGACAUUUUCCGGACCAUUACUGGAGAGUGCAACAACAGAAAGAAACCUCACUUGGGGGUUUCCAACCAGGCAUUCGCUCGCUGGCUCCCAGCAGCGUAUGAAGAUGGAGUGUCUGUUCCCAGAGGAGCAACUGAAGGAAAGCUUUAUAAUGCAUUUCCACUCCCACUGGUUCGAAAAGUGUCCAAUGAAAUUGCUCAUACAGCCAAUGAGAACAUCACUCAAGAUCAAGAGCUUUCUCUUUUCUUCAUGCAGUGGGGCCAAUGGGUCAACCACGAUGUAGACUUGGCCCCUUCCAGUGGCAUAGGAGCAAACCCAGAGCUUCACUGUGAUGCUGACUGCAGCUUCAGGCCCCCUUGCUUCCCAAUUAAGUUCCCCCCCGAUGACCCGCGGAUGCUGAAAUCAAAUUCCUGCAUGCCAUUUAUCCAGUCAGCUUCUGUGUGCAGUCCCUGGACGUUCACUCGUGAGCAGAUCAAUGCUGUCACCUCCUUCAUCGAUGCCAGCAUGGUGUACGGCAGCGAGGAGUCUGUGGCAAAGAGCCUCAGGAACCAGACAAACCAGCUGGGUCUGAUGGCUGUGAACCAGAAUUUCACUGAUGCUGGGUUGGAAUUAUUGCCCUUUGAGAACAAAACAAAAAGUGUUUGUGUGCUCACAAACAAGAGCAUGAACAUCCCCUGCUUUAGAGCUGGUGACAAACGGGUAACGGAGAACUUGGGACUUUCUGCUCUGCACACUGUGUUCCUCCGAGAGCACAAUCGCCUGGUGACAAAGCUGGGGAAGUUAAAUCCUCACUGGGAUGGAGAAAAGCUUUACCAGGAGAGUCGAAACAUCAUAGCUGCCAUGACCCAGAUAAUAACAUACAGAGAUUAUAUACCACUUCUGCUUGCAGAGGAGACCAGCAGGUGGAUUCCCUUGUACAGCGGUUACAACGAGACUGUGGAUCCGACGGUGUCAAAUGUUUUCUCCCUGGCCUUCCGAUUCGGUCACACCUCAGUGCAGCCUUUUGUAUCCCGUUUAGAUGACAGCUUUCAGCCUAUGGGUUCACUUUCCCACGUCCCUCUCCAUCUGACAUUCUGUGCAUCAUGGAGAAUUAUAAUGGAAGGUGGCAUCGAUCCGCUGAUACGCGGCAUGGUGGUGGAUCGUGCGAAACUGAUGAAACAGAAUCAAAUGCUCGUUGAGGAGCUGCAGAACCACCUUUUUGAGCAAACAGAGAUCAUGGGUCUGGAUCUAGCAGCUCUGAACUUGCAGCGGGGAAGAGACCAUGGACUUCCAGGUUACAAUGCCUGGAGGCGCUUCUGUGGGCUCUCCCAGCCUCAAACAGUGGAUGAGCUCUCUGAGGUGCUGGGCAAUAGUGAACUGGCCAAGAAGUUCAUGGUCCUGUAUGGGACACCGGACAAUAUUGACCUCUGGAUUGGGGCAAUUGCAGAGCCCUUCAUUCCCCGGGGCAGAGUUGGGCCCCUCCUGGCCUGCAUCAUUGGCACCCAGUUCAGGAACUUGCGUGAUGGGGACAGGUUCUGGUGGGAGAACCCAGGAGUUUUCACUCCGCAGCAGUUGGAAGAACUGACAAAAAUCUCAAUGCCAAGAGUGAUCUGCGACAACACCCGUAUCAAAAAGCUACCCAGGGACAUGUUCAGGGCCAGCAGCCCUGGGAACUUUGUUGAUUGCCAUGAGAUUGACGUGCUCGAUCUCUCAGCCUGGAAAGAUGAGCCUGAGAGGGGCAGCAAAGUGCUGGAAACUCCCAAUGAUGGCACCCCAUUGCUUUUUGGAACCUGCUGCCCAUAUGUCCUGCUGAGCCAACUGCAGCUGAUGGAGGCUCUGGCACCUGCUUCCAGAGAGGAGCUCAGGACUGAGUCUACUGCUGUGUUUGCUCUGCUGUGA